AUGGAGCCCCCCCGAGCCCCUCCUCCCCCCGAGCUGGAAUUUGGGGGGCCCUGGGGCGCGGGGGCUCUGACGCUGCUGCUGCCGCUGGGGCUGGUGGAGGUCGUGAGCGCGAGCCUGGGGGAGGGGGAGGGCUGGGGGACCCCCGCCCCGGCCCUGCCCACCCCCCUCACCCUCGCGCUCGUCCUGGCCUGGGUGGGCGCGCACGGGCUCGGGAGCUGCUGGAGACCCCCGAGGAGCCCCCGUGAGACCCCCGGACCCCUCCGGGACCUCGGCUCGGCCGCGUCCAGCGUCGCCUUCGGGCUCGGGCUCGUCCUCCUCGCGCGGCGGCGACUGCGGGGGGGCGGCACCGGACACCCCGUGUACGAAUUCUUCGUGGGGGGGGAACUGGGGUCCGCACCGGAGCCCCCCGAGAGUCUCCACUGGGAGCGGGUUGGGCUCUGUGCCUGGCUGCUGGUGCUGGCAGCGGCUCUGGGGGAGCAGCAGCGGCUUUGGGGGUCCCCAUCGCUGCCCCUCGUGCUCGUGGCGGCCGCUCAGGGGGUCCCGGUGCUGCGGCGCCUCAGGGAGCUGAGCAGGAAUUCCCCCCGUGGUCCUGGGGGGUUCUUAGGGGUCUUUGGGGCUCUGGCCUGGGGCCCUUUUGGGGGUCCCCUCCCGGUGCUGCUGCUCCUGCGGAGACCCCAGAACAGGCUGGGGGGAGCCGGGGGGGCCGCCUGUGGGGGGCUCUACGUCCUGGGGUUGUGGAUUUUCCACGGUGCCACCACCCAGAGGAGACUCUUCAGCCGUGACCCCCGAGACCCCCGAGUGGCCGGGCUCCCCACAGUCCCCACGGCCACGGGGCAGGUGCUGCUGGCGGGGGGCUGGUGGGGGCUCGUCCGCCGGCCCGACCACCUCGGGGAGCUGCUGAUGGCGUUGGGCUGGACCCUUCCCUGCGGCCUGUCCCCGCCGCUGCUGCUGCUCCUGGCGGGGGCUGCGCUCCGGGAGCUCCGAGCGGUCGCGGGGGAGCGGCAGCAGCUGCGCCGCUUUGGGGAGGCCUGGGGGGGGCUGUGCCAGCGCGUCCCCCACCGCCUGCUGCCCCUUGUCUACUGAGGGCUCCUCCGAGACCCCUAGGAGGGACCCUCUUGGGAUUCCCCACAUCCACUGUGGAGCUCCCAGUUCCCCUGCUCCCAUCUACUGAGGCACCUCCGGGACCCCCACCACCAUUUUCUGACACUGUCGGGACCCCUCAAAUCAACUGAGGGACCCCCUGGGACUCCCCCAGGACCCCCUCCCAACUUCUGCGGGGCCUCCAGGUCACAGAGGGUUCCUCAGCCCCGUUACUGUGGAUCACUUUGUA
Messenger RNA from Pseudopodoces humilis (Tibetan ground-tit), 1330 nucleotides. The record is from RefSeq and is a predicted model, not a curated record. NCBI's taxonomy places the organism in Eukaryota, Metazoa, Chordata, Aves, Passeriformes, Paridae.